CCCCAGGGCUUGGCCACUCCCAGCAUCCAGCACCCCCACCCUCCGCUGGUUGGGAGGCAGGCAGGAGUUUUUUCUCGGGGGCUGUGCCGGGUGGGCGGUUUUCCCGGAGCAGGACUGAGUUGGCGCCAGCUCCCUCAGAUGUAGACACUGCUGGUGGGAUGACCAGCCUGCCCCAGCUCGCUUGAGCCCAAGGCUCCCUCAGGCACCGUGUUCCCGCCCUGGGGGCUGUGGCACCACAUCCCUAGGGUGUGGCAUGUCACAGAGAAAGGCCAGAGGGUCACCCACGAUGCCCGGAGUGGGGCAGAGCCCCGCGAAGGCCAGGCCGAGGUUGCUAGCAGGCACCGACAGGAGGAGGAGCCGCCAGAGCAGGACAAGGCAGGACCUGUGGGAAGAGACCAGCUGGAGCAGCCAAAGGUGGAGCAGAGCAGCCCCUGCCCCAAGAGGGGCCAGGACCAGAAGCCUGGCUCGUGGCAGGAGCGAGGCCUGUCCCGAGAACGCGGCGCGGGAGCGGAGUCGGGUCCGGACACUGCGCCAGGCCUUCCUGGCCCUGCAGGCCACUCUGCCUGCCGUGCCCCCUGACACCAAGCUCUCCAAGUUGGAUGUGCUGGUGCUGGCCACCAGCUACAUAGCCCACCUCACCCGCACACUCGGCCAGGAGCUGCCUGGCCCCGCCUGGCCACCCUUCCUGCGUGGACUCUGCUACCUGCACCCUCUCAAGAAGUGGCCCAUGCGGUCCCGCCUCUAUGCCGGAGGCCUGGAGUGCUCUGGCCUUGACUCCACCACAACUGCCACCUUAGGCCAAAGAGCAAAGGAGGCUGAGGCCAGGCCCCGAGCCUCUGGAGAGGCAGAUGCUCUCCUCCUGACCAGGCCACCCUCUCCAGCUCUUGGGGACAAAUGAUCCUCACGCUCACCCUUCUUCCUAGACUGCAACUCAAGCUUAGGGGCCCGGCUUCUGCACCAGGCCCUGCCUGUCUGCACUCUGACUCUCAGCCAUUGGAUCUGACUCAGCUCCCAGGUUCCGGCCUGCAGACCAGGCGAAGCCGUGGGCGCGUCUGUGAUGGAGAGAACUCAGGAGCACCAGGGAGUGGGUCUCCAUCCUGGGCACCCAGGGGGUGACUCCCCGGUGGCUCUUCCAUGGCAGCUGCAAGGGAAAUGGGAGAAGAAGUGGUCUGAUGGGGUUGGAAGCCGACUUAGGGCACCACCCCUUGCUUCCCCUCCCCCUAAAGUUCCCGCAAACCCUCUGGAGAUCGCGAGCAGACACACCUUCCUGCACAGGGGCAGAGGUAGGGGCCUGGGGUGGCGGCAGCCGCAGGGGCUGACGGGACAGUUGCAGGCCAGACAGGCUCUUGGCAGCUGUCGAGUGUGAACCGAGCUGGACUAGGCUGGGGUCACAUCACCAGAGGGGAAGCUGAAGGAGGGAAAGUGGUCGGUUUUUUCGCCACGACGUGCUUGCUGGAUGUCAAAGAAGCAGGAAGGAAUUUAGGAGGCUUGUCUCUGCAUUACGGCCUCUCCAGCUGCCCCUCAUCACGACAUUUUCUCCCUCGCUGGGCCCUGCACCCUUGCCCGCUUCUCUUGAUAUGAGUUAUAUUUACAGGUUCAGCCAUAAAGCUCGCAUUGCGCACAUUCCAGCUCCCAGGAACACUUGUAUCCCCCACUGCCCAGUCCGAGACGACCUCAGCCCAGAGGCAGCUCCACCCUGACUGAGCUAGUUGGCACCCUGAGGCCUUUCACAAGAAGAAUGCAGACGGAGUCAGUUACCUCCUUGAAGGACCUUGGAAGAAGGUGUAUCUCUUCCAGGGAAUAAUCAUUAUAGUCUUCUUCUUUUUCCAUUAUGUUAGAAACCUAACCUCCAGGGAAAACAAGGCCCGGGUUCAGUGGGUUCCUUGUGUGAUUUUGGACGAAGGCCUCACUGGCUCUGGAGUUAUUUUUACAAUCUGUCUACUAAUGACCUUUCCAGGGCCAGCUCCGCCCCCUCCCCACAGACUGCCCUCCCAGGCGCUCCCUAAGUCGGGCCCUAGGGUGCCAGGAAUCUGAUAGUUCCGGAGCAGUUUACUUCUGGUUCCGAGGAAAUGAUCUGAGGACUGAUCACCAAGUCUACGCUUACUGGAAAUGAUCUUCCAGAUGCCUGAAGUCCAGACAGAGCAGAAGCCACAUUUUUGGGGGAACUUCAGGGCCUCGGAGUGGGAGGGGAUGGGCCAAGACGAAUAGAGUCCCAGCAGGGGUAGCCUUAGACAGAGCCAGCAGCCCCACCAUGAGAAUGAACAAGGUUUGGGGCAGGCUGGGAGCGGCUGGGGUUGCUGGUGUGACGAGUUGCUGUCCCUCCACAGGGCCGGCCAGGGCAGCAGGGGAAAGGGGGCUGACGGGGUGACUCAGCAUGUUGGGGUGGAGGCAGGAAAGGAGACACAGAACGUUCUAGCCACGGCUGCACUGGAUGUGGGAGAGCAGCUGGACUGUGGCCGGGAGCCAUGGGGAGAAGGCCGCAGCCAAGGCCGAGCUCGUAAAUCUACCGAGGGGCCCAGAGAGCUUGUGCGGAGCUGCUUCUGGGUAGCUGGACGGGGCCAGCAGGGGCAGAGACCAGGUGUGGGUGGGCACGAGACGGUUUCUUCACAAGACCAUAAAAGUCCAGCUUGAGCGUUCUAUUUUUAAAGCCAAAGAGCAGUAUCUUCCUGGUUGAGUGUGAGGGUGGCUGGAAGAGGGGCAGAUGAAUUUCUUCCCAAGCCGGUGGCAUGCAAUGUUUUUCUGGGGAUGAAGCUGGGAAAACUGGCUUUGGGUGUGUGUAGGGGAGUCCCUCUAGAGCAUGAGACUUCUCCUGACAACUGAGGGGACUCUGGUUGGGAGUGUACCCCGACCUGCCCAGCUCAGACCCAAGCCUGCAUCCUUCACGGGGUGACCACGUCACCCUGGAAGAGAGGACAAGGAGAGCAAAGGAAA
Messenger RNA from Phyllostomus discolor (pale spear-nosed bat), 2931 nucleotides. It is a transcript of the gene TCF23, whose product is annotated as transcription factor 23. The record is from RefSeq and is a predicted model, not a curated record. NCBI's taxonomy places the organism in Eukaryota, Metazoa, Chordata, Mammalia, Chiroptera, Phyllostomidae. Gene Ontology annotation, molecular function: DNA-binding transcription factor activity, RNA polymerase II-specific; RNA polymerase II transcription regulatory region sequence-specific DNA binding; protein dimerization activity. The transcript is spliced from 3 exons. Gene Ontology annotation, biological process: developmental process; regulation of transcription by RNA polymerase II. The coding region runs from base 254 to 898 and encodes 214 amino acids.